UUCUCAUGUUUCUAUUCUUUUUCCUCCAUUCUCUUUACCACUCCUCUCGUUUUCCCCUCCUUUUUUGAGAAAUCUCGUAGUGCUUCUCUUCCAACCUCUCUUUCUCUCUCUAGGGUUUCGCUCUCAUUCUAGAUUCACAACAGAUACUAUCUGCAGAUUCGAAUUCGAACAUUCAACCCUUGAUUCCACAAUUCUCUUCAAGUUUUGACGUUGAGUUUACUUUUCAAAUCGAUGGUUACAGUAUCUUAGAGAGUUCAAUAUUGAAAAAAGGUAGAUGGUAUGCGGGAGUUGUGUAAGGUCUUUUUUGGUUGUUCAAGCUGGAACCUUCGCCAACAGAGUGAGAAUCAACGGAUUUGGGAGGAGUUUGCGGCUAGUCAGUGGUUUUUCUUCGAUUAGUGAAUACAAGACAAUCACAGGGAUGAUGAUUCAUACAGGUUCUAUGUCAAGGGCUGGACCCCUUGUUGAUAUGAUGCCUGAGAAAGAUGAUGAUGGUCGGUUUGCCAGUGGAGGAUGGAAAUGUGAAGAUGGAAGGCUUAGCUGUGGGUAUUCAAGUUUUAGGGGGAAGAGAGCAACAAUGGAAGAUUUUUAUGAUAUCAAGACAUUGAAGAUUGGUGACCAAUCAGUAUGCUUAUUUGGAAUAUUUGAUGGUCAUGGUGGUUCUCGUGCUGCUGAGUAUUUGAAGGAACAUCUCUUUGAUAAUCUCUUGAAGCAUCCAAAAUUUUUGACAGAUGCCAAAUUGGCUAUAAGUGAAACAUAUCAACAGACUGACGCUAACUUUCUGGAUGCCGAAAAGGACACUUUCAGGGAUGAUGGAUCUACAGCUUCGACAGCAGUCUUGGUUGAUAACCAUCUUUAUGUAGCUAAUGUUGGAGAUUCUAGGACCAUAAUAUCAAAAGCUGGUAAAGCAAUUGCUCUCUCUGAGGAUCAUAAGCCAAAUAGAAGUGAUGAAAGGAAGAGAAUUGAGAAUGCUGGUGGUGUUGUCAUGUGGGCAGGUACUUGGAGGGUAGGAGGGGUUCUAGCAAUGUCUCGGGCCUUUGGAAACCGUAUGUUGAAGCAGUUUGUUGUAGCAGAACCUGAGAUCCAGGACCAGCAGAUGGAUGAACAAAUUGAACUUCUUAUUCUUGCAAGUGAUGGACUCUGGGAUGUGGUACAGAACGAUGAUGCUGUUUCUCUUGCCCGCACAGAAGAGGAGCCCGAGGCCGCUGCUCGGAAGUUAACAGAAGCAGCAUUUUCCCGAGGGAGUGCUGAUAACAUUACAUGCAUUGUGGUGCGAUUCCAUCAUGAUAAAAAGGACAUAGCUAAACCUGACAAAGCAGAAUCAGCUAGUGUUCAGCGUGAGUAGACAAUAUGAAAACACAUAUUAUGCAUGUGUUGGUUCUAUUCGCCUCAAAUUGAAUGAACUGAAGUCGGCACAUGCAUGGUUUCAGCAAGCGAUUUGUUUAUUCGUUAGUUUUCUUAUGUAAGUCACUAUUGUAUUGGGAUUUUUGAGUCGUGUUCUUUUGAUAACUGAUUUCAGCUUGUUUCCGUAUAUAUUUCUAGUUUUUUGUUUGUAGAGGCAUAAAGAUGGUAUUUUUGUUCUGAUCUAAUAAAUGCAGUUUGCAUUAUUUUA
Molecule: messenger RNA, 1609 nt
Organism: Vigna angularis (adzuki bean)
Lineage: Eukaryota; Viridiplantae; Streptophyta; Magnoliopsida; Fabales; Fabaceae
Product: probable protein phosphatase 2C 76
Exons: 10
Coding region: 275-1342 (355 amino acids)
Biological process (GO): protein dephosphorylation
Cellular component (GO): nucleus; cytosol
Molecular function (GO): cation binding; protein serine/threonine phosphatase activity
Source: RefSeq, a predicted model, not a curated record